Messenger RNA from Phoenix dactylifera (date palm), 801 nucleotides. RefSeq names its product basic blue protein-like. NCBI's taxonomy places the organism in Eukaryota, Viridiplantae, Streptophyta, Magnoliopsida, Arecales, Arecaceae. Gene Ontology annotation, molecular function: electron transfer activity. Gene Ontology annotation, cellular component: plasma membrane. The record is from RefSeq and is a predicted model, not a curated record.
AAUCCUUUUCAGAACUUCUGAGGAGACUCGCUGGUCCAAAAUAAUGGCCAUAAUGGGUGGUUGGCCGGUUUCAACUAAAUCUCUGCUUCAGCCGACAGACUAAAGUAAAGAGACUCUGGACUUUCCGAGCUAUUGGGGGUCCCAACCCACUCCCGUCCCUCCACUCAUCCGCCUAUAAGAAGGCACCUACUCUCUCUGGGACACAACUCAAGCACUUGAACUCACUCUCAGUCUCACCUUCUCACAGCUCUUGCUCUAGACUAUUAACUUUGUGGUACGAGUGAUGGCUCAGGGUCAGGGGAGAGGCAGUGCAGUGGCUCUUGGGUUGGCACUGCUGUGCCUCCUCAUCCACAGCGAGAUCGCCGAGUCGGCUACUUACACAGUCGGAGACACCAAUGGCUGGACUUUCAACACUGACACUUGGACCAGAGGGAAGCGUUUCAGGGCUGGCGAUGUGCUCGUUUUCAAGUACAAUCCAUCGGCCCACAACGUCGUGGUGGUGAAUGCGGCUGGCUACCGUGGCUGCACGACCCCGAGGGGCUCGAGAGUCCUCAGCUCAGGCAAUGACCAAGUCACACUUGCCAAAGGGACGAACUACUUCAUCUGCAACUUUGCGGGCCACUGCCAAUCAGGGAUGAAGAUUGCAGCCACAGCUGUGUAAAAAUUUUAGUGGAGCUUUAUCUACUUGGUAGUGUGCUAAUAUGUAUGAAAGGGAGGACUAUCUUGUAUGACUACGUGAGAUUAUUAAAUAAACUGUUCGGUGGCUCAUGAACUCUGUGCCUGGGCUGCCCUUCAUAUAAA